UGCAAAUGGGGACGUACCAUACAUGAUGCGAGGACCCAGGCCAGUAUCUCUCAUAUACCUACCUACCUACUCCUGAUCACAUCCCACCCCCGUCCCAUUCCGUUCCGUCCCAGAUGGUGAACUUGCCUGGCCCCCCGAAACACCGAGCCAGACUGUGUGGUGCAUAAACCCUCCAGCCAUGCUCGCGUCAGUGGCGGUGGCCUCAGUGGCUGCUGCAGCCGUCGCCGUCGUUGGCGCCCAAGCAACCGACAAUGGAACAGCGAGAAUCUUUCUGGCCGAGCGAGAUACGACUCCGUGCUUCGUCUCGACCACCCCAGUCACGGCCUGCGGCGCCGGCGACCUCACCAAAGCCAACUGGGACGCGUUUGGCAUCGACAACUUCCUGGCCGGGACCAUCAACCAGUUCGGCACGGCGGACAACUUCCCCAAGUUCUUCGUGUCGCAGAACACGCCGACGCAGAACCCGUUUGACGACUUCGACUGCUCGACGUUUGGGAGCACCACGUGCACGGUGCCGACGCUGAACAACCCGGACGCGGCGACCGACUGCGUCUUCGACGGGCUGCAGGGGAGCUUCUGCGCCAACUUCGUGGGGCCCGAGGCCGGGUUCGUGGUGCAGAACUACGUCAACCUGUGGCAGGGGCUGCAGAACCACCACGACGCCAUCCAGGACGCGGCGACGGCCAUCACCAAUGCCAACUUCAUCAACACCAUGGUCGGCGCGCUGGCGCCCAAAAAGCAGCCCAUCGGCCCGGCCAUCUUCUCGCUGAUCGCCGACCUGGUGACGGACAUCCUGCCGAUCGGGGGCGAGAUCAAGGCGGCGACGACCUUCAUGAAGAAGAUCCGGCUGGUCAUCAAGGCCACCAAGUCGGACCUGGAGGACGACUCCGAGGACAUUGCCAGCAUCGCGCAGGACAACGCGGCCAUCGACCAGGAGGUGACGGCCACCGAGGCCCAGCUGACCCAGCAGCUGGCCAACGUCGUCACGGGCACGCAGACCCGGCUGCAGAACAUCCUGGCCCAGGUCUUCGGCGCCAACCAGGACCCACAGCUGAUUGCGGACGCGUCGGCCGUCGAGAGCACUUUCGCCUUCCUCAACGCGUACCACGGCGUGUUCCUGGACGACGUGCCGCAGCGCGCCGACCUGGCGGCGCAGAUGCAGACGCAGCUGCAGAACUGGAUCGUCAGCGCCGUGCUCAGCACCAUGGGCUACGACGUGACCGUCGACACGGCGGCGCUCGAGGACCCGCCGGGCCAGCCGGGCGUCGUGUGCCGGGCCGAGAACGGCUUCACGGUCGCGGGAGGCUGCGCCCUGUUCCGCAUCAACGGCAUCGACCACAGCAACGGCGACGUCAUCGACAGCGCCCAGCAGGGCAACGACAUCUUCGCCCUGCAGGACACCGCCGGCAUGGACAUCAACGCCAUGGUCGCCAACGCCCAGGCCUGCAACGGCGGCGGCGGCGGCGGGACCGUCGAUUUCGACUCCUUCCUCGCCAUGGACAACACCGAUGCCCUGCCCAGCUGCAUGUUCAACUUCCGAGUCGUCGUGACAAAGCUUUGAAACAGGGCGUGAUGGCUUGUUUUGUUCGUGUUUGUUUUCUUCACAGACGACCAUUCGGUCGUGCAUGCAUCAAGGAGUAGAGUGUUUGGGUCGAGGAAAGCUGUGGCGUUUGUUGGUGGGUGGUUCUGGCGCUGGGAGAGAGUGUGAGCGAGGGAGGGUCCAGCCUUGUCAGCCUCAGCCUCGUCAGGUGGUUUUAUAUCUCUUUAUGACGCGCAAGACUGCAUAUGAGCGGCGAUGGUGCCGACAAUAGAUAUAAGACUUG
This is a messenger RNA of Cladophialophora immunda, 1823 nucleotides long. RefSeq lists its product as uncharacterized. The transcript has a single exon. Lineage: Eukaryota; Fungi; Ascomycota; Eurotiomycetes; Chaetothyriales; Herpotrichiellaceae. The record is from RefSeq and is a predicted model, not a curated record. The coding region runs from base 179 to 1561 and encodes 460 amino acids.